Gadus macrocephalus (Pacific cod) is the source of this 2712-nucleotide messenger RNA. RefSeq names its product sodium-dependent organic anion transporter-like. The transcript is spliced from 6 exons. The record is from RefSeq and is a predicted model, not a curated record. Gene Ontology annotation, biological process: bile acid and bile salt transport. Gene Ontology annotation, molecular function: bile acid:sodium symporter activity. Gene Ontology annotation, cellular component: membrane. Bases 283 to 1512 code for a protein of 409 amino acids. NCBI's taxonomy places the organism in Eukaryota, Metazoa, Chordata, Actinopteri, Gadiformes, Gadidae.
CAAAAAAAAAAGUACAGCAAAGCUAAGCCCUCAAACCGAACCCCUUUGCUGGCUCUUUCGGGCCCCAAGUGGCAAAAAAGAAAAGCUUAAGAUCUUAAUCCGCUCCGUGUCCAGUAGCAACACACAUUCCUUACAGCAGUUCGCUCCAUCAUCGACCAAUCGUAACGCAUACAGCUUUGAAGAUGUACGGGAGGGCCGAGGCGUGUUCAGCCAUAAAGCAGACUGGACCCAAGCCCGGAGCCGCUCACCUCUCCACUGGAGAUCACCUUCCACUUUGGGAUCAUGGCGGACAACUACAACCACAACACCACCAGCCCCACCGGAACACCCGACCCGUUCGCCACCUCCGAUGCCUCCCCCGCCCCGGGGAACGGAUCCCUAGACGGGGACCCAGGCCUCCAGACGGUCCUGGGGGCGGUCCUGACCGCCAUGCUGGGCGUGGUGGUGUUCUCCCUGGGCUGCAGCGUGGAGGCGUCCAGGCUGUGGGCCCACCUGCGCCGGCCCUGGGGCGUGCUGGUGGGGCUGGGCUGCCAGUUCGGGCUGAUGCCCCUCACGGCGUACCUGCUGGCCUCGGGCCUGGGCGUGCAGCCACUGCAGGCGGUGGCCGUCCUGGUGAUGGGCUGCUGCCCUGGGGGGGUCAUCUCCAACAUCGUCACGUACUGGCUGGAUGGAGACAUGGACCUCAGUAUCACCAUGACAGCCUGUUCCACCACACUGGCCUUGGGGCUGAUGCCGCUGUGUCUGUACGGGUACACGCACGUCUGGGAGGUGACCACACACAUCAAGAUCCCCUACUCUAAUAUGGGGUUGACUCUUCUCACCCUGGUUGUACCCGUGGCGGGUGGUGUGGCUGUAAACUACAAAUGGCCUAAAGUUGCUAAAUGUAUCCUGAAGGUGGGCUCUGUGGUUGGCAGCGUGAUGUUACUGGUGGUGGGCGUGGCCAGUGCGCUUCUGUAUCCUGGAUCCUGGCAAACUGACGGCUCGCUCGUCGUCAUAGCCGCCGUCUUCCCUCUGAUUGGCUACACUGCCGGCUUCCUCAUAGCAGUCAUCUGCAGGCAGCCAUGGCAGAGAUGCCGGACCAUCGCCAUGGAGACGGGAGCCCAGAACGUCCAGAUCAGCUCCACAGUGCUGCAGCUGUCCUUCCCUCCGGAGCAGCUGGUGGUCAUGUUCACCUUCCCCCUGAUGUACGGCUGCUCCCAGCUGCUCCACGGCCUUCUGCUGGUCUCAGUCUACCAGCUUUGGAAGCACGUCCAUCUGUGGAGAUCUGGGGAAGUCGCUGCUGGUGAGGAACUAGGGACAAUUCCCAACAGCAGAGAAAAUCUGGACGUCGCCGACCACACCAGGGAACAUCUGGAUGAUGUCAUCAACCCUGCACGCGCGGAGACUAACUCAGCGUUUGAAGAUGACACCCAUGGGCGUGACGGCCCCUCACCUCAGUCAGACCUGUACCCCGAGCAGAAUGUCAACACUAAAUCCGUGGCCAUUACGACUCAUAUUCAAGACAAUAUGUAGGCCAUGUGAUCGAACUUCUAAGAACUAUAGAAUUAUAAUAAUUGUUAUUAUAUUUUAUAUCUCGAUACGUGUUGUCAUUUAUUACCUUAAUUUGAUUUACUUGUUCAUUAAAAUACUUGACAGCUAAUCAUUUGAAAAGUAUGUAAAAUGUAGGGAGAUUUUACUUCUUUUUUUUUUAUGAUCAAUCAUAUAUAUUUUUAUGAAAACAAACUAAUUAUAUUCUUACUAUUCUAACUGACCUUUUAUUUUUAAUAAAUCCUUCCAUAUGUGGUUCAAUGUCUUGCAUAAUGACCUCUGUAUUGAUUAGCCACUCAGAGCAGGGCAGGACAGAGCAGAGGCCGAACAUUGGACGCUGCAAACCAAUUAAAGAUCUCCACCCAGUAAAGUCCGCUAGACCUUUGGCCCCAGGAGAUGUCUUGUCAUUACACCAGGACCUCCUUGGGGUAGGACCUAGGGAAACCACACAGGAAGAACAGCAGGGGAGGACAGGCAGCAUGCAUUUGAGAAUCAUUCUUGUGGCCACCAGCUUAGUUUUUGCCUUUGUGAAUGUUUCAAGAGCCCAGCUAGGGAAGUGUGAGUAUAGCGAUGUGUCCAAUUCUGUGUCUCUCUUCGUCGCUAAUUUGUUUGGGUAUUUGAAAAAAAAAAAAAAAAAAAAUUGAUAUACAUAUGUUUGUCAGUGGCAAAUCAGAAGAGCAAAGUGUGUGAUUUUAAGAGACCAUAUACACACCUGAUUGACAUCAGGUAUGCUCUGAAGUACAGUUUCUGACACUGCACAUUUCUACCCAGGUCAUUGGGUAGAAAUGUAACCUUUAUUGCAAGGUUUAAAUGACAUGACCCAUGGAUAUACUGAGAGGAAAACUCGUAAAAUCAUAGAGCCCCAUCCACAAAGGUUGAAAAAAGGUUUGACUAGGUGGAGAGAUAAAGUCACAUUUUUCAUACUUCAAUGUAUAUAUUUUAUUUAUGUGUACUUUGCUAGAGGGGUUACUAGGGUUGUAUUUUUGUUUUGAUACUCGUUUGACCCUUUCAGUGGCUGCACUAAUCCUAUUCGGAAAGCGUUAUCUCAGUGAAGUGAUUUAGACAUUUGUAAACAAAGGUUGUCUGCAUUAGUAAGCAUUAGUAAUCCCAGCUACUCGUUAUCAAUACAAUGUAUAUUAAUGAACACAUCAAAUACAUAGCAGAGACUUUAACCAAAUAAAUGAA